UUACCUUUACGAAAAGUGCGUCUGGCGUGAAGUGUUUGGUUUUCAGCAAAUUAAGGAUUUAAGUAGGCAAGCCUGGAAAUAACUUUAAUUAUAUUACUGACAUAUCAUCACUAGUUUUCAUACUUUACAAGUGUUCGUUUAUGUUUCUAUACAAGUGAAAUUAUUUUCAACAGAAUUUAAAUUGUUAUAUUUCGCGCUUUUCGGUAAAACCAUUUAUCGGCGAACAGAAGAUUUGCUUUUGACGGCAGGCAGAAGAUUUGCGUUUGACGGCAGGCAGAAGAAGUUGAUUUUAUUCAGUGAAAAAUGGAUUGUAAUCCAAGGUUGCAGGUUGGCCAGCAAUUAUUCGAAUUUUUUACCAAGCCGGAAAAGCCGGAUGAGUCUGGUGGCGAUGUAGCAGCUCCGUUGCUCUUGAAGAAAUUCGGCAAGUUGAUCCGUUACAACAACGAUGAUCUGACCGAGCAGGGUGACUUGACUUUGGCGGCCAUCCCGCGUUACUGGCAAAAAUAUUUAAAAAGCCAGGGUCUGAAGCUGCGCAUCGAUGGCGACGAACUGCUCCCCAGCCCGGUGGACCGCCUGGAGUUGAUGGAGCAUUCACGCAAGUGGCGUUUCCCGCUCGCCGAAAUCACUGUGCUGAACAAGGAACGCUACUCUCUGCGUUUCCAGCGCCAUCCGAUUAUUGCACAUGUGCUUAACUCUGUGCUCACGCUGCGCGGCGAUUACGGCCGUUCGGCAAAUAACAACCAAUCGCGCACCAUAUGCUUGCAGUUGCAAGCCGUUGUCGGAGCCGUCGAUGGCGGGCAGGACUUGCGCCACUAUCGCUUGCAGCAGCUAUACAAGAUACUGCUGCGCCUGGUUGACUACUCGUCUUGGCGCCUCGUGGAGCCGAAUGACCGCCAGAAGGACACCAUCUGUGUGACUGUCGAGCUGGAGAAAUGCUGCAACGGCAAGCAGCCCGUGGAACAUGUGUGCCUCACAUGCGGUCCUGUUUUGGAGCCGAUAAAUAAGGGCGCCAGCUCAUUGACUGUUGACGAGUACUUAAAGCUGCGCUGCCAGCACAUGGAGCUGAUGGCCACGCAGCGCUCCGGAAUGUGUCCGGUACCAAUGAGUAGCCUUGAUACGCUGACGAAGCGUCUUGCGGCCGCUGCCGUGAUUGUGGAUCUCUUUGUGGUGCGCCACUCCAGCGCCGUGAGUGUGGUGCGCAAUGGAGUUGGCAUUUGCAAGGGCGCUUCUUACAUCUUGUACAAUUCAGCACGUCUGGAGGCGCUGCUGCGCAAAUUUAAUUAUGAGGUUAACAAUUGUGCCUAUGAGAAACUGCCACUGCUGGAUGAGAUCGAUCUCAGCGUUCUAGAGGAUGAUGUUGACUGGGAGUUGAUUUAUGGCUACCUCCUUACCUUUCCGGAGCUAAUGGAGUCCAUAAUGGAUCAAUUGGACCAGGGUCAUUGCGGUCUCCAUCUGCUUGUGCACUAUGUUGAGAACCUGGCUGCCGCCUUCAGUCGCUUCUAUUAUCAUAAGAAGGUCCUUCUUCAGAAGCGCGAUGAACUAAUGCCGAUCUUGUACGCCAGGAUCUACCUGAUCAAGGCGGUGAGACAGGUCCUGAAUACGGCUCUGGCCGUCCUGGGCAUAGAACCGGUGGACUACGUAUAAAGAUAUGUUGAGCAUAUCUUCUAUAAACAAAAAACAAAAAAAAAAAACACAAAAACAAGAGGCUAAUGCGAAACCAUAGCAAAACUAAAUGCUGGCUCAACAGUGGGCGGUAAUAAUAUAUGUAAUAAUAUAAUGACAUGUGAUCUUAAAAGGGCCAUACAAUAUUGAUAUAACAUAGUUACACCUCUCAUUUUAUCGAUAAUAAUCAAAAUAUAGCAGUAUCUACUUGUAAACAAAAUAAAACGUUGAAACGUUGAAU
This is a messenger RNA of Drosophila melanogaster (fruit fly), 1903 nucleotides long. RefSeq lists its product as uncharacterized. The coding region runs from base 304 to 1644 and encodes 446 amino acids. Gene Ontology annotation, molecular function: ATP binding; nucleotide binding; aminoacyl-tRNA ligase activity. Gene Ontology annotation, biological process: arginyl-tRNA aminoacylation; gene expression; tRNA aminoacylation for protein translation. NCBI's taxonomy places the organism in Eukaryota, Metazoa, Arthropoda, Insecta, Diptera, Drosophilidae. The record is from RefSeq and is marked reviewed. The transcript has 3 exons.